Messenger RNA from Helobdella robusta, 387 nucleotides. RefSeq lists its product as hypothetical. Lineage: Eukaryota; Metazoa; Annelida; Clitellata; Rhynchobdellida; Glossiphoniidae. The coding region runs from base 1 to 387 and encodes 128 amino acids. The transcript has 2 exons. The record is from RefSeq and is a predicted model, not a curated record.
AUGGACAAAUAUGAAAACCAGAACAACAAUUUGGAGGAUGUCAAAAAGGUGGACGUGUACAGCCUAGCAUCAGAGCAAACACAACUGCUGAAAUGUAUCAGAAAACAUUUAUUGUUUCCACAAAAGUACUCCUGCAAGCGAAAUCUGCUAAAGACUGACACCAGAACUAAAACUAGUGACAGAAAGAUGAGCGGCAAACUCAACAUUCCUGAUAACAAAAUGGUGGAUUAUUACAAGCAGAUGAAAUCUAAGAACAGGAGCAAGCAAAAAAGAGCUCAUCAGCCAAUCAUUGAGUUUGCUGAAGAAAACAUUUCAGGAUUUGAAUGUAAUAAAUAUGAAAAAGAAACAACUGAAAAUGACCUCAGAAAGCAGUACCUUUAUCGAUAA